UCCCGGUCCGGCGGCGCCCCGCCCGCCCCAGCUUGCUCCUCCCGCCGCCCGCGGGGACCUCAGCGGCUUCCCCAGAGCCAUGGAGCCUGCGACGCGCCCGGGGACCGAACCCAGAACCGACGAGAGCCUGGGUCAGGAGAGGGAGCCAGAGCCAGGCUGCUCCAGGCCAGAACUGAGGCUUCUCCUCUUAGGGAGAAGUGGUGUAGGAAAAAGUGCCACUGGAAACACUAUUCUGGGCAGAUCCAUGUUUGUGUCCAAAUUUAGUAACCAGAUGGUGACGAAAGUGUGCCAGAGAGAGAGUAGGGCCACAGGAGAGGGGACACUUGUGGUCAUCGACACCCCCUACCUUUUCUCCUCAAUGUCUCGGGCCGAAGACAAGCAACGCAACAUUGAGCGCUGCCUGGAGCUCUGUGCGCCCAGCCUGCACGUCCUGCUGCUGGUCAUUGCCAUCGGCUGUUAUGAGCUGGAGGACAAAGAGGUGGUCUGUGGCAUCCAGGAGGUGUUUGGAGCCGAAGCCAGGAGGUACAUGAUUGUUGUCUUCACUCGGAAGGAUGAUUUGGAGGGAGACUCAGUGCAAGAUUACAUCGAAGGGUUAGAUUCCCUCAGGGAAUUAGUUGAAAACUGUGGAGGCCGAUACUGUGCUCUGAACAACAAGGGGAGCGAGGAGGAGCGGGUCGGCCAGGUGAGGGAGCUCCUUGGCAUGGUGCAGCGUCUGGUGGGUGAAAAUGGAGGACCCUAUAUCAUGAAGUUCAGAAACCAAGGCGGUGGAUUCCUGGAUAGCGUGAAUGGAGCCGCGUCUCAGAAGGAGGAUAAGCCACAUGGGGGAGGGGAGUCGCAGCGUCAGGCCACAGGAUAUGAGCCCAACCCUGGGAUUCACGAACUGAAGGUCCUGCUUGUGGGGAAGCGUGGAGCCGGGAAAAGCGCAGCUGGGAAUAGCCUUCUGGGGAAGCGAGUCUUCGAGACCAAAUUCAGUGAAGAGUCAGUCACCCGGAGGUUUGUGUUGGAGUGCAGAAUCUGGAGAGAGAGAAGAGUUGUGAUCAUUGAUACUCCAGACAUCUCAUCUUCAAAGGAUAUUAAGGCUGAGCUCCGGAGACACGUCUUUGGGGGCCCCCACGCCUUCCUGCUGGUGACCCCGCUGGGCUCUUUCUCCAAGAAAGAUGAGGUGGUACUGGACACCCUCCAAGCCAGUUUUGGAGACAAAUUCGUGGAGUACCUGAUCAUUCUCUUCACCAGGAAAGAAGACCUGGGGGAUCAGGAUCUAGAGAUGUUCUUGAAAAGCAGAAAUACAGCUCUCUGCAAGCUCAUCAAGAAGUGCAAAGACCGGUACUGCGUCUUCAAUUACAGGGUGACAAGAGAAGAGGAGCAGCACCAGGCAGAGGAGCUCCUGCAAACAGUCGUGAGCCUGGUGCAGCAGCACGGGGACAGGCCCUGCACUUUCAGAGAGGAAGAGCCCCUGAGUCUUGUCCUGGUGGGGAAGAGCGGCCCUGGGAAGAGCGCCACGGGCAACACCAUCCUCGGCAGGCCCGACUUCCUUUCCCAGUUCCGAGCGCAGCCAGUCACCAAGACGUGCCAGAGCAGCAGGAGGCUGUGGGGCCAGCAGGAGGUCGUGGUGGUGGACAUGCCCUCACUGUGCCUGAUGGCCAGUGCGGAGGGGGGUCCGUCCCAGCUAGAGGAGGAAGUCAGACGCUGCUGGUCCUGCUGUAAAGAAGGGAACAAGAUCCUGGUCCUGGUGUUCCAGCUGGGCUGGUUCACUCAGGAGGACAAGAGGGCCGUGAAGGAAUUAGAAACCAUCUUUGGAGAGGAAGUUUUGAAGUACACGAUUGUGCUGUUCACUCGGAAGGAAGACCUGGAGGUGGACAUUGCAGAUUACAUCAAGAACGCAGAAAACAGAACCCUUCAGAACAUAAUCAAAAGGUGUGGGGGGCGAAUUUGUGCUUUUAAUAACAAAGAAACUGGCCAAGCCAGGGAAGACCAGGCAGCAGUUCUUCUGACAAUGGCCAAUCAGCUGAUAGAGAGACAUGGGGGGCAUGGGUACCCCCAGAAGUGGGAGAACAUUAGCAAAACCAUUAAAAAUGUCCAGGACAAGCACCAGCCCAAACAUUUACUAAAGAAUUUAAAAGAAAUUUUACUGUAGAUACCCGACUUGCUUGGGAGGCUCUGUAAGUUAGACACCCUCAGUUGGGGACGGGGCAGGGUGGGACUGGUGGGAUGGGAGGAAGGUCCUUGACUUUGGGGGCUGGGAAGACACUACAGAUCUCCCAGCACUGUGUAAGUAAAUGAAUCCUCAGGCUGGGCCAGGGCUCAUUAAGGAGAAAGAAGAAAUGAGGCGAGGCAGGGAAAUCUAGAAAGAGGCUUCAGAGAUUGCAUGGCUUUGAGGAUCAGAAUUAAGUCACAUGAAUCACGUCACCCGUGUACAUACAUUGGAGUCAGGACACACACUGUGACUGAGGCCAAGGCCAGCCUAGGGUCAAAUAGGGAGAAAUACACAAGGAAGGACCGGGGGAUCCAGAUACAGGAGCAGCGAGCAAUGUCCAGCCAAUGCCUGGCUUGGGAAAGUGGAGAAGCUGGACUUGUGUGGGCCUCUAGGGGGCUAGGCCUGCUGGCGACCUGAGGUACCUUGUUACCCCCUGGGGCAGGACUCAGAUCUAGAAUGGUCCUUUCCUCACGGGGGUGGGGUGGGGUGGGUGGUGGAUAUUCGUCAGUGUUGUCUUCAUUCCAACCUGAAUGGAAGGUGGGACCCAGUCUACUCCGCUUCCUCGUCCCUUAGGAAAGGAACACGAGUCUGGGCGGUUUCAAAGUAUUUUAUUGCUAACCAUUGCGCUGAAAUAGAGAAGAACAAAAUUCCUAGACACAGUCAAGUUGUCGAGAUUAGACAAUCUCGCCAAGUUCCAGCAUUCUAGAUAGAAUUCUAGGUUGCCUCUAGAAAAGUUCAUUCAAGACUCCUUUGCACAUUCCUCUUUUUUUCAUCCCCGAGGGUUAGGAAUUAGGGUAAAGCUCAGAGAACUCAAGUGAUAAUGUCUUGAACCCCGUAGGAGCACACUGUAUCUCACAUCAGGAAGUCAAGGGGGAGGCACUCUGAGGCCGGUGUGACAUCCACGCUCUAGCCUCGGAGGUGUGUGGCCUCUGCACUUCCGGUCACUUUUUGGUUCCAGGCUGGUGGUGCUCUGCAGUGGCUGAGCAGAUUAUGUUGAGGGCUGCCUGGUGCAGGCCAUAGAUGAGAUGAGAACUAUGGGGUCUUCUCCCAGGUAGGUGUGGUUGGAUGUUCUCAACAUUAACCAUUUCAUGUAUGUGUUGAGGACAGGAUCUAUUUCAUCCGCUUUUGUUUUUUGAAAGUAUCAGUUGCCUUCAAGUUUAACCUAUUUAUCAGAGCACAGACUGUCCCCAUUAAUCGUGUUGUACUCUAUGUAACUCUAAAUAUGACAGAUUCUGGAACAUGUGUGUAUACAUAUAUUCAAGUUGAGUGAAAUAAUA
Molecule: messenger RNA, 3471 nt
Organism: Nyctereutes procyonoides (raccoon dog)
Lineage: Eukaryota; Metazoa; Chordata; Mammalia; Carnivora; Canidae
Gene: GIMAP8
Product: GTPase, IMAP family member 8
Exons: 5
Coding region: 80-2134 (684 amino acids)
Cellular component (GO): endoplasmic reticulum
Molecular function (GO): GTP binding
Source: RefSeq, a predicted model, not a curated record